Penicillium argentinense is the source of this 555-nucleotide messenger RNA. RefSeq names its product protein dprC (gene dprC). The transcript has 2 exons. The record is from RefSeq and is a predicted model, not a curated record. NCBI's taxonomy places the organism in Eukaryota, Fungi, Ascomycota, Eurotiomycetes, Eurotiales, Aspergillaceae. The annotation marks the transcript as partial.
AUGAGCACCGACAACCGCGACCGCUACACAACAGACACCUCUGGCGGCGGAAUCGCCCACGGCUCCUCAACUGGCGCCCCCGGCAUCCCAACCGGCCUCCACGCAACCCGCGCGCAGUACAACCCCGCAACAGCAGGCUACAACCCAGCAACAGGAGCAUCCUACAGCAAAGCCUCAGCCGGCGGACCGCACCAGAGCCACCACCAGCCCGCAUCGCCAUCCAACAGCUACGAUGCGGCGGGACAGGAUGAUCGCAUCCAACAUGCGCCGAGUACGGCGCAGCGGGUCCAGAUGGAUGAGGAGGAAGAGAAGAUAGCCGGGCAGAAGUCGCGGACGGGCUCGAAGUCAGCGAAUAUGGGGGAGAAUGUUGGGAAGAAGGCGCAAGGUGUUAUUGCGGGUGUGCAUGGCGCCGGCGAGUCGCUACGAGGCUCGCUUACGGCUGCAGUGGAUCGGACGUUUGGAUCUGAAGAGAGCGCCGAGUGGAAUGAGGAGAUUGCCCGUCGGGGUGAGCGUGAGAUUCGCUCGGGCCAGUACGCGGGGCAUCCCGAGUCGAGG